This is a messenger RNA of Rotaria sp. Silwood2, 666 nucleotides long. The record is from the annotation of a GenBank genome assembly. Lineage: Eukaryota; Metazoa; Rotifera; Eurotatoria; Philodinida; Philodinidae.
AUGUUCGUUUAUAUUCAAACUGUACUCAAUGCUAUAGAAAAUAAUAAGCGUCACAAAGCAAUAAGCACGUUUGCAUAUCCUUGUUUGAGAUUAUUUGGAGUUAAAAAAAAAUGUAAACGCCAUUGUUUCACUGGAGACCGAUGUGAAAUAACGGAUAAUAAAAUUCUUGUAUCAUUUCAUCGAGAUAUCAUUUUACCAGACUCGUUACUUGCUCAUUUUACUCAAGUGAUUGCCGGUACUCCACCUACAAAUGACAGUACUUUCAAAAGGAUUCCUAUCAAUCAAAACACACUGAUAAUUAAUUGGUCAUAUCCAUUUCACAUUGCCUUUGUUCAAUUUUUCAAUAAACACUACUAUUUAAUUACUGUUCAAAAGAAAUAUCAUCAAUCGACAACCAUUACUCGAGAAAUUCAACCAUCAAAUCGUUGUCCACAUAUAAAUGAAGUAUUGAAUGAGACAAUUGUUAAAUUUCAUCUUCUGCGUCGUAUUAAAUAUUAUCAUUUACCGUGUCAAAGACAUUCAUCACAAUUGUUUUGUUUUUAUGAUGAUAAUCAUUUUUGUUUAUGUAAUAAUUUUGGACAACAAAGUGUAGUCAACUGUUUUGAAUUUAAUUAUACAAAGAAAUUUGAUUGUUUUGGUCAAAGUAAUGGUGAAAAUGGAGCAUAA